GAGAAACGACAGGCAAUAAUCGACUGCCUUACGCAGCAAUGAAGAAAGGGCAUUUUAACUUUGGAGUGCGUGGUCUGCCGGAUGGGGUGCAAUUUAAAGAUCCGUCCGAAAUAGGUGAAGCAAAUCUUGAUGCAAUUAUUAGUCACGCCGGCAGUGUGGAGUUUGUUGAAAAGUUAAAUAUGGGUGAAAGAAGGAUGGAUGGUGUGUCGCGUGUUGAAAAUGUUUCUGGGGCGAGACAGACUGGAGAUGUUAAUACUGAUGCGGGAGGAAGUCAUGAAAUUGAUGCUGGUGCAGGACGAGGUGGGGAGAUUGAUGAUGCUGGACGGAGUGGGGAGGCUGGUGGUGCUCGACGGAGUAGGGAGAUUGAUGGUGCUGGGCAGAGUGGGGAGAUUGAUGGUGUUGGACAGAGUGGGGAGGUUGAUGGUGCUGGACGGAGUAGGGAGGUUGAUGGUGCUGGACGGAGUAGGGAGAUUGAUGGUGUUGGACGGAGUAGGGAGAUUGAUGGUGUUGGACGGAGUGGGGAGAUUGAUGGUGUUGGACGGAGUGGGGAGAUUGAUGGUUCUGGGCAGAGUGGGGAGAUUGAUGGUGUUGGACGGAGUGGGCAGAUUGAUGGCGGUGGGCAGGGUGGGGAGAUUGAUGGUGCUGGACACAGUGGAGAGAUUGAUGGUGCUGGACAGAGUGGGGAGAUUGAUGGGGGAGGACGGAGUGGGGAGAUUGAUGGUGUUGGACGGAGUGGGGAGAUUGAUGGUUCUGGGCAGAGUGGGGAGAUUGAUGGUGUUGGACGGAGUGGGCAGAUUGACGGAGUGGGCAGAUUGAUGGCGGUGGGCAGGGUGGGGAGAUUGAUGGUGCUGGACACAGUGGAGAGAUUGAUGGUGCUGGACAGAGUGGGGAGAUUGAUGGGGGAGGCAGUGAUGAAAUUAAUGGACGAAGUGGAGAGCAUGAUGCUGGGGCUGGAGGAAGGAGAUUAAAAAGAAAGACUAGAGAAGUUAACACCAAGGCCGCUUUCAAGAAGAAAAAGGGAAAGGAGUAUAAAAAGUGCAUCGCUUUUUGCUGCCAGGAACCUGCAGUUGACGCCAACACAGGGUAUGUUGAUUGGAUCCAAUGCGACAAGUGCGACCACUGGUUUCAUUGGGACUGUGUUGGCAUCAUGAACGAACCAAAAGGAAAUUUCUUUUGUGGGUGUGACCAGAUACUCUAUUCUGAAAGGUAGGAAUAUUUAACAAUUAUUUACAGAGAACGUGCUUGGCAGGUAAAGUUAACGAGAAACCAGCGUAUGAAAGAAAAAAAGGAAAAUAUUGCUAGAUGAUGCUAAAUAAUUUUGUAUUCACAUUAUUAUUUUCAUUCCAGACUAGUUUUCUGCAAAUCACUGCACUGAUGUAAACACUUUUACUGAACAUCUGCUGCCUACAAUAUAACCAAUUGGCAAUAAUUGUCGCUGCAAAAUAUCAACAAUAUUAUCCGCAUUCAAAGCACCUUAAAUGUUUUGUUUUAUAGCACACCAACGAUAUUUAAAGUGAAUUGUGGUGACGCUCGUCUACGUUCUUCUCUCAAGGUAGCAAAUCUGCAUAAUAUCUUAAUGCUUAUUUAUAUUUGUUUUUGGAUAGAACAGUAUAACAUUUACUAUUAUUUUAUAAUUCUUUUUAGAACCGUCUUUUACGCAUUGGCAGCAGCAAAUUGGCAAGCAAAAGAGCCGAUCUGUUAAAGGGAAUUUACGCUGGUCGAAGAAAGUUUCGCGAACAGCUAACUGAUUUAAAUUGUUUUUCUCCAUUUACAGCACUUCAGGUAAUUUUGGGUCUCCAAUAAUAUUUCCUGAAUUAGUAGAAAGGUAUUCAACAUUCAUGCCCUAUACGACUAUACCUAUAUUCUACUUUUCGUCCAUUUCUGAUAACAUUUUUUUUCCUGUUGAAUUAGCAAGAGAAACUUCUAGCAGAAAUCCAAGCCAUUUGUGCUGAACUGUGGCCAAAAUUUAAUAUUAAGGACAGCCAUGCAAACUUCAGCUACGUAACUGACAUUCUGUUGCCUGAG
Messenger RNA from Paramuricea clavata, 2025 nucleotides. The record is from the annotation of a GenBank genome assembly. NCBI's taxonomy places the organism in Eukaryota, Metazoa, Cnidaria, Anthozoa, Malacalcyonacea, Plexauridae.